AUCAACCGAGAUGGAGACUGCUCAGGAACGCAAGCCAAAGAGACCUCACUACAUUCCCCGGCCGCCAGGCAAGCCCUUCAAGUACCAGUGCUUCCAGUGUCCUUUCACCUGCAAUGAAAAGUCCCAUCUCUUCAACCACAUGAAAUACAACUUGUGUAAAAACUCUAUCUCCCUGAUGUCCCAGAAGACUGGGCCAACAGCUCGACAGGUCAAAGCUGUGGCAAAGGGAACCUCGGACACCUCCAAGGAUUGUCCGAGCCCCGAGGCCGUGGAAGAGGGUCCGGACGACAGUCCUCAGGACCAGGAGGCCGAGGAGGACACAGCCGAGUGCAGAGAAGACACAGAAGACGUAGACGUAGGGUGUGACAGUCCAGUGAAUAAGGACGUCCAGAAUGUGACAGCACCACAUACAGUUACAGAGAGAGAGGACAGGGAGAGCAAUGAAGCACCAUCCCUGCCACGCCCAUCCGCCUUCUACCCCGUCACACCCAACCGGGAUGGAUCCGACACCUUCAAGUCGUCUGUGCAGCAGUCAGAGGAUUCACAAACCCCGGCUCCCGCUUUCAGCCACCCAGCCUUCUCAUGGGGCCCGAUUCCCUCGUCCGGCCCCUUAAAGCCAUUAGCCCCUCCCAUGGUUCCUGAAUACCCGACUUACCUCCUGCCCGACCGCCCCCUGUACCCGUCCUACUACCUCCCAGGGAACCACCAUGCAAACGAGCCCAACUCUUCUUCUUUCCAGCCAGACUUGAUGGACCCACAGAGGCCGCUGAUGCCACAACCCAUUGCCCCACCUCACGCUUCCCUUUUCCCUACAUACGCAUACAGGUACUGCCACCCUCUGCACCCGCCCCCCCCUAUGCACUAUACCCUGUACAGGCCACAUGAGCUCUCCAUGCCAUUUACAGGACCCAGAUACAUCCCUUUGUACGACCAAACCCUGAGGCCCAAGGAUUACGAGUUAUACAUGCACUCACAUCCCAGACACAAUGGUCUCAACACAUCUGCUCAAGAGCAGAGCAGCCAUGUGCAAAGUGGAGACAAGGCCACCAGGCUCAGCCCCAAAGAGGGUUGUUCUGCUUUGGGGUCCCCGGACAGACCCCACCAUGCACACAGCCUCCAGAGAGACACAGAGCCCCUGCAGUACACCAGCAUGGGCGACUCUCAGACCACGUCCCAACUCGUCCACACAGCCGUCCCCACGCAGGACAUCACGUCUGACCUGAGACAAGAGUCUGCUGAGAGCCUGCUGCAUUUAAGACUUCAGCCUGUGGACAGAGGGUCGGCAGAGAUCUGCAGCUAUUCCUCCACUUCUGUCUCUGAGCCAUGUCCACAAACUAAGUCAGAACAAGACCUGGCUCCCCUCAACCUCUCAACGAGAAAACAGGACACAGACGACAGCCCAUCUGACCACAGACUGAGGUGUUCAGACACAGAGAAACUAAGGGAGGAUGAUUUGCCUCUGAACCUCAGCAUUCGAGAUUGUCACAGCAGCCCUGAACAUCUCCAGCGGACGCCAGACGAUGAGCUGGAUGAGGAGACGUUUGACGGGAGGCAGACGGCAGCGCUGGCUCUCUGUCAGCUCUCCAUUGCGAGCUCUGCUGUCUCCUCAUGUGACUUCAGCUCUGCAGUCAGGCCCUCAGAAUACAACAUGGAGGCUAGAAGUCCUGGAUCUCCAGAGAAGACGAAGCUCAAGACAAUUGGCAAGAAGAGAGCAAAGAGUGUCAGGGCUGAAAACAGCUGCCAUAAACCCAACAAGCGAGCAAAGGUUCCAGGACGGGUUCUGAGGAGGAGGCAUCGCUGA
Molecule: messenger RNA, 1801 nt
Organism: Limanda limanda (common dab)
Lineage: Eukaryota; Metazoa; Chordata; Actinopteri; Pleuronectiformes; Pleuronectidae
Gene: znf750
Product: zinc finger protein 750
Exons: 2
Coding region: 11-1801 (596 amino acids)
Biological process (GO): epidermis development; positive regulation of transcription by RNA polymerase II
Cellular component (GO): nucleus
Molecular function (GO): RNA polymerase II cis-regulatory region sequence-specific DNA binding; promoter-specific chromatin binding; DNA-binding transcription activator activity, RNA polymerase II-specific
Source: RefSeq, a predicted model, not a curated record